Messenger RNA from Aplosporella prunicola CBS 121167, 894 nucleotides. RefSeq lists its product as uncharacterized. The record is from RefSeq and is a predicted model, not a curated record. The transcript has 4 exons. Bases 1 to 894 code for a protein of 297 amino acids. NCBI's taxonomy places the organism in Eukaryota, Fungi, Ascomycota, Dothideomycetes, Botryosphaeriales, Aplosporellaceae. Gene Ontology annotation, molecular function: oxidoreductase activity, acting on the CH-OH group of donors, NAD or NADP as acceptor.
AUGGACGCCAAUGCGUUUACUCUUCCAUUUCAGCUCACAAAGGCUAUGCACCGCGAUGUGUAUCCGGCAACUGAUCCAUCAAGCCCCUCCAUUAACACCUCUGGCAAGAUCGUUAUUGUUACUGAUGCCAGCGGAGGCAUUGGAAGCAAUGUCGGCAAAGCCUGGAGCACAGCCGGUGCAAAAGCCAUCAUCCUUGUCGGGCGCGACGUUGCUAAGAUAGAGACUAUGGUAAAAGAGCUGAAGCUUGAGAAUGCCGUCGUUUACCCCUGCAACAUGACCGUCGCCGAGGACGUGGAUUCUCUCUUCAAGAGUGUGCAGCAGAAGUAUGGUAGACUCGACGCCAUCGUCAAUGCCGCAGGCACAAUGGGCGAUGCUAAGCCCAUUGGUGAGGCUAACAUUGCGGCUUGGUGGCAAGACUAUGAAAUCAACGUCAAGACUACCUUCCUUACGGCACACUACUAUGUCAAAUACUUCGAGGGCAAGGGUACAAUUGUCAGUGUCGUCUCGCUGGCAGCUUUCUUAUCGAACCCAAAUUCGAGCUCGUACUCACCGGCAAAGCUGGCCCAGAUUAAAAUCAGCGAACUUAUCGGCCUUGAGUACCCUGAGCUGCGUGUCUUUUCAGUGCACCUGGGCAUUGUCGAGGCUGAGAACAGCAGAGGUACUGUGAUUGACAUGUUCACACCUUUUGCCAAGGACAAGGCUCUGGCAACUGGCGGGAUUUCCCUCUUCCUUUCGACUCCCAAGGCCGAUCACCUUACGGGCUUGUUCUUGUCCGUCAACUGGGAUAUUGAAGAGGUUAUUAAACACCAGGAAGAAAUAUUGGCCAAGGGACUGUUGAAGCCUGUGGCUCUCCGCGCUCGGCUAGGCCCAAAUGGUCAUCCCUGGACUACUUAA